ACCGUGAUCGAGUGGGUGUCGAGAUCAGGAACAAACACACAGAAUAGAUUAAACCACGAUGUAGAUAAUCUACAUCGUGGAUUAAACUGUAUCUCGGAAUACGCAUGGAAUUAUAUUGUUCCAAUUACAGACUAAGAUAGGCACGACGAUGUGAUAACAACGUUUAAAGCAAGUAUGGUAUAAACAACAUAGUGAUAAAGACGACGUCGGACAUUAACAACAACGGCAGCAUCAGGAGCAGCAGCGACAACAAAUGACAAUGUCGACAACGGUCGAUCGUAAUAAAUCUGUUGCAAACACAGCAACUGCUCAGUCGAACGUGUAAAGGUUUCGUUUUUGACCCGUGGCGAAUCCACCAUCGCGUGAGUUGUGCGUCUUCGCAUUUUCCCGCCCGCGUACGGGUAGUGGGCGCGCGAGAGACGAACAGAAAAGGAAAUGUCGUUUGGAGUUUGGCCAUUGCGCAAUGUCGAUCCUGUGAACGGCCAGCAGUUGAAAAAACGUAAUGUUCUUGAUACGGAAUGAUACGUCGCCUGCAGCAGUGGAGGAGGAGAUGGCAGUGACGGACAAUGCACGGAGUGAUGGCUAUUGCAUCGGUGGUCACAUUCAACGAUCGGCAUCUGACGUCAAAAUGAAAUUCAUAAACGAAUGCAUACAGGAAAUCAAUCCUGCUAUGGAGACAAUUGUGAAGAAAUAUGACGUAUUAUUCAAUGGUAUGGUUCAAAAUACUACGCUUACAAGUUUAGAAAAUUAUUCUUCCAAUAAUACAACAAUUGAUAUUGGCUCUACUAUAAAAUGUAUGAGUUCUGUUGAAGAAGUAUUAUCAUCUGACAAUACAAGUUGUAUAAUUAAAUUAAAAGAUAAAUAUAAAGGUUUACUACCAUCAAGUUUAAAAAAUUAUUCAACCAAUAAUGAAUCAAUUAAUUUUGACUCAACUGUAAUAAGUGUGAAUUCUGUUGAGAAAAUAUUACCAUCAGAUGCAAAUACAUACUGUGACACUAAAUUCAAAAAUAAAUUUGAAAAUUUAUUACCAUCAAAUAAAACAAAUUAUGUAAUUAAAGGAAGUGAUAGAUGUAAAAUAUUAUCAAUACCAAAUCAUAUAAGUAAUGAAGUAAAAUUUAAAAAUAAUUGUGUUUAUGUGAAUCAUAUAAAUGAGAGUAAAAUUGAUGACAAAUUUGUAAAAAAUAAUAGUUCUAUAGAAACAAAAUCAAGCUUAGAUAAUGCAUUUAUAGAUUGUAUGGGUGAAAUUCACAGCAACUUAUCCUUAAGUGACAAUAUUUUUGAAAAAAUAAUUACAAAAAAUGAAAAUGUAACGAUUCCAAUAAUACAUUCAGAUUUACACAAUCAUAAAAGAAAAUCAUCAUUAAUUUCAGAUAGUUGUAAUAGUAUAAUUGAAAGUGAUAGCUCUUAUUUUAAUACCUCCAAAAAAAUAUACUCAAUUGAUGAAAUUAAAGAUUCUGAUAAUCUUCCAAAGCCAAGACCAAAAUCUCGUCAAGAAAUUGCUGUUGGUAUUCCUAAUAUUUUUGCUGAUCAAUCAUCUGAAGUAGAAUAUUUUAAAAUAACUUUAGAACGGUUUUUGCAGCAAGGUAUUUGCUUAAGUUUACCACCCACAAUUAAUAAGUGUAUUGAAUGUCGUGUUUACCAGAUGAAAACAAACUUAACAAAGCGUGAUUACGAUAGUAUAACAUGUAGAUUUUAUGCAUUCCGGCAGUUAAAAUUUACAAAAAAUGGAAAUUUGGCUGUUGCUGGUUAUCCUGAUCCUAAUAAAAAUAUUCAAUCUAUGGAUAUGGGUAUGUGGUUACCUGGUCAGUAUUCAUCAACUCCAAGUGAUUUUAACAUUCAAGUUUCAAGAAAAAUUUUAGAAGAUGUAGGAGGUCAAUUUUGCAAAUUUGUUCAAGAUGAAAGAGAAGCUUUAAAAUUGAAUUGGUCAAGUCAACAGCACAAACGUAAAAUUGUAUGGAAAAAAUGUGUUAAUGGUAUUAGAGAAUUGUGUGAUGUAUGUAAAACAACCAUAUUCAAUCACCAUUGGUCUUGUGGUAAAUGUGGAUUUGUAGUUUGUGUUGAUUGUUACAAGAGUAAACUCGAGGAUAAACAACCAAAAUCAACUAUAAAGAAUCAAUUUAAUAAAAAAAUUUGGUUACCCUGUUCUGAUCAAAAAGAUCAUGAGGUUGAUCAAUUAUCUAUUACUCAAAUAUUAGCUGGUGAUGCUUUAAAUUUUAUUUCAAAACUUAUGCAUAAAGUAUGCAUUUCUCAUAACAUAUUAUUAGAUUGUAAAUGUGCCAGAAAAAUGAAAAAUUUUAUACCUUCUAUUUCUACUGAUACUAUUGCGGAUUUUUUUCUGAGUGAUAAUUAUAGAAAAAAUGCUGACAAAUAUAAUGAUAAUGAAAAUACAAAAUUGAAUAUUUUAUUGAAGAAAAAAUUGUGUGAAUACCGUAGAUCGACAAAAGUUACUGAUAUAUAUAAAUCCAAUGAUAAAAGUAAAAGUAUUUUGUCUAGGAAGAACUUUAAAGAAAAAAAAUGUUGUUCAUUUAAAUAUGUUAAAAGAAAACAAUUAUUUGCCCCGCAAAUGUCAUUAUUACUUGAAAAUAAUCUCAGUUCACCUUGUAUGUGGCUUUGUGAAGGAAACCUGUUAUUUUUAUUAGAUCCAAAUGAUAACAACAACUAUAAACUUUUUCAGAAACAAUGGAAGCGUGGUCAACCAGUUAUGGUAAAAAAUGUUGGUAACAAUUUAAGUUCUUUGUUGUGGCAUCCAGAAGCAUUUUCUCGCGAUUUCGGUAAUUAUACUAAUGACUUGAUCAACUGUACCACUGGAAAAAUAAUCUCCGACCAACCCAUGUAUAAAUUCUGGGAUGGAUUCGAAAAUGCUGCUGAAAGAUUAUGCGAUAGUCAUGGCAAAACAAUGCUAUUAAAACUCAAAGAUUGGCCUCCAUCAGCAGAUUUUGCUGAGACACUGCCAGAUAGAUUUCAAGAUUUGAUGAAAUGCUUGCCAUUGAAAGAGUAUACUCAUCGUACUGGUAGAUUCAAUUUGGCUUCCCGUUUGCCUAAAUGUUUUGUUCCACCCGAUUUAGGCCCAAAAAUGUAUACAGCUUAUGGUAAUGCAGGCACAAAGCACAAAAAAAUAGGGACUACUAACUUGCAUUUAGACAUAUCUGAUGCUGUUAAUGUUAUGGUUCAUGUUGCAAUUACAAAGAACUGCCAAGAACUUGGCUUCAAUUGGCAUGUGAAUAAAGCUUUACAAGUCAUUGAAGAAGCAGGUUGCGAUGAUUUGACUAAAAGACGUAUUUAUAUUAACGGUGAAAUUCCGGGUGCGCUGUGGCAUAUUUACCAUGCAUCCGAUGCAGAUGCCAUUAGGGACUUAUUAAUUAAAGUUUCUGUUGAACACGGAUUACCUCUGGAACAAUGUAGUGAUCCAAUACACGAUCAAUCACAUUACCUAGAUGAUAAUCUCAGAGAACGUUUGUUCAAAGAAUAUGGAGUUAAAGGAUACACUAUUGUUCAGUGUUAUGGUGAUGCGAUAUUCAUUCCUGCAGGAGCUCCACACCAGGUUAGAAAUCUACACAAUUGUAUUAAAGUUGCUGAAGACUUUGUGUCACCAGAAAACGUCCAUCAUUCAUUUCGCAUGACGCAAGAGUUUCGUAAUUUAACUGAUAGUCACACAAAUCACGAAGAUAAGUUGCAGAUCAAAAAUAUUGUUUUUCAUGCGGUAAAAGACUCAAUUUCAGUAUUGAUGCAUAGCCAAAAUAAAUAUAUAUAAAAUAUAUUGUGCGUGACUAUUUGUAUAGUGUUAUAUAAAUUUUAAAUAAUUAAAC
Sipha flava (yellow sugarcane aphid) is the source of this 3806-nucleotide messenger RNA. Its product is annotated as lysine-specific demethylase 3A-like. Lineage: Eukaryota; Metazoa; Arthropoda; Insecta; Hemiptera; Aphididae. The transcript has 5 exons. The coding region runs from base 503 to 3751 and encodes 1082 amino acids. Gene Ontology annotation, cellular component: histone deacetylase complex; chromatin. Gene Ontology annotation, molecular function: transcription coregulator activity; chromatin DNA binding; histone H3K9 demethylase activity. Gene Ontology annotation, biological process: regulation of transcription by RNA polymerase II. The record is from RefSeq and is a predicted model, not a curated record.